AUGCAUAGGAUGACCCAUGAGGAUGAUGUUGAAGCUUACAUUGAAUUGUUUGAGCAUACAGCUAUACAGACAGGGCUGGACAGAUUCCAGUGGGCAAGCCAGCUGGGAUCCCUUGUCAUGGGCAUAGCACAAGCCAUGUUCCAGGCUUUACCGAGGGAAGAUGCCUAUGAUUAUGAAAAGGACCUGUUGGACAAAUGGGUACCUCCGGGAAAGGUGGAUCAGGCAUCUCUGGCCGACCAAAUUUUAUUAGAACAAUUCAUAAAAGAUUUGGAUAAUGAAACGCAACUAUGGGUAUGUUGGCACUUACCAAAGAUGGCUGAAGAGGCAUUAAGAGUUGCUGAGGACUUCAUGGCAUCUGAAGUGAAGCAUGUCAGAGAAAAAAGUUAUAAAAGGCUGGAAGAGCCAGGGGACGCGUGUACGCCGAGGACGCCGACGUGGGUAAUCAUCCGGGCGUUUAUCCGGCUGCGGCAGAGCAGCGGGGGCGGAGGACACCUCCCGGAAGAAACAAAAAGCAGCCCCACCAAGGCAGCAGGGUGGUUGAGGAGGAGAGACCACGGGACGGAACUCCAGUGUGGAGGAGAUCAGCCGCCGCUCUCGGCCGCAGCGAGAGCAAGGGGCGGAGCCAGUGCAGGCUCCGAGACAGCCGGCAACACAAUCGGCAGUAGUGUUGACGGUGGGACCGGCUCCAACGCUGUUGGCAGCGCCGGUGAGGGAGCCAGCUGUAUUGUAGGCAGAAGAGCCAGUGGAGGAACCGGCGUCGUCGGGAGCAGCAGAGCUGGAGGAGAAACUGACUGUGUUCCAGGCAGUAGAGCUGAAGGAGGAACCGGCGGUGUCUGGGGCAGUGAAGCCCAGGAGGAAAUUGACGACAUUGCAAGCAGCAGAGCCGGUGAAGAAACCGGUGGCAUCUGGAGCAGCAGAGCCAGUGAGGAAACUGGCUGCAUCGCGGGUAGCAGAGCUGGGGAAGGAACCAGUGGCAUCCUGAGCAGCAGAUCCGGUGGAGGAACCGGCUGCGCUGCAGACAGAAGAACCGGUGGGGGAACCGGCUGUGCUGCAGACAGAAGAACCAGUGAAGGAGCCAGCGACACUGCAGGCAGAAGAGCCGGUGAAGAAACCGGCCGCUUCGGAAGGAGCAGAGCCAGGGCCGGGACGAGCGGCCAGAUUAAGGAAGGAGUCAAGGUGGAAGGUCUGGGCUGGCGACCCCGGCGGACAUCAUAUUGA
Molecule: messenger RNA, 1218 nt
Organism: Alligator sinensis (Chinese alligator)
Lineage: Eukaryota; Metazoa; Chordata; Crocodylia; Alligatoridae
Product: spidroin-1-like
Exons: 3
Coding region: 1-1218 (405 amino acids)
Source: RefSeq, a predicted model, not a curated record